Messenger RNA from Trichogramma pretiosum, 1683 nucleotides. RefSeq names its product venom acid phosphatase Acph-1-like. Gene Ontology annotation, biological process: dephosphorylation. Gene Ontology annotation, molecular function: phosphatase activity. The record is from RefSeq and is a predicted model, not a curated record. The transcript has 2 exons. Lineage: Eukaryota; Metazoa; Arthropoda; Insecta; Hymenoptera; Trichogrammatidae. Bases 184 to 1449 code for a protein of 421 amino acids.
CUCGUUAUUAUUAUUAUUUUAGCUUCGCGCGUAGCAUCAUCAUCUUGUGUGUGUGUAUCGCAUUAUUGCCCCCCUUCUCUCGGCUAUACGCAUGUGCAAUAGUUAUGUAUCUCUUUAAUACAAUAUUCUGCUAGUUAUGUUACAUUUCGAGAAGAUUAUAAGAAAUAAAUAUAAAUCUGCACGAUGUAUCUCUCUGCGUGCAAAAGUUCAAUAGAGUCAUGUUCCCGUCUGUCAGUCGUUUUUAUAGUGCCGCCGUCGUCGAGCGAUCGUAAAAAAAUCAUCACGAUGAUUCACUUCGCUGGACUGACUUUGCCGCUGCUCGCGGCGACGAUGAUGAUCGCCAUUCAAGCGGCCCAUGGCAAGCUCGACGAGGACGUCUACGAGACCAAGCACAUCGCGGUGGUCUUCAGGCACGCCGAUCGGGCGCCCGACCCGGUCGAGCUCUUCCCCAGCGAUCCGCACUACGAGAGCGAGUUCUUCCCCUACGGACUCGGCGGGCUCACGAAUCGCGGCAAGAUGCGCGAGUACGGGCUCGGCCUGUUUCUGCGCGAGAAGUACGACGAGUUCCUCGGCCAGCUGUAUCGGCCCAAGGCCGUGUUCGCCCGGAGCACCGAUUAUCCCCGCACGAAGAUGUGUCUGCAGCUGGUGCUGUCGGGCCUGUUCCCGCCCCAGGCCGAGCAGGUCUGGAACAAGAAUCUGCCCUGGCAGCCGAUACCCACGGUGUACGAGGCGCCGAAACGCGACUGGCUGAUGAUACCCGAGGAGUGCCCGGAGUAUCUGCACGAACGCAACAAGAUCCAGUGCGCCAUGUCGAAGGAGCUCAAGGGCUACGACGAGUUCCUGGAGAAGCUGACCUCGCUCACGGGCAAGGACAUGACCGGCCACAAUCUCACCGAGGUCUACAAUCUCUAUCACAUCCUGACGGCGGAGACCCACCUGGGUCUGCCGAUCGCCGACUGGGCCAAGGAUUACUAUCCGCACGGCAAGAUACUCGAGGUGACCAACAAGUGGUACGAGAUGUUCAGCAAGACGAAUCGCAUGCGUCGCCUGAACGGCGGCAAGCUGCUGCGUCAGAUCAUCGACCACAUGGAUGCGAAGAUCGCCGGAGGCGACAGGGCCUACAACGUCUCGCUGUUCAGCGGCCACGAGACCAACGUGGCGGCCGUGCUCCAGGUGCUGGGCAUCUACUAUCCCCACGUGCCGGCCUACAGCAGCGCCGUGAUAAUCGAGCUGAAGCGUAAAGUCGACACGGGCGAGCACUACGUCGAGGUCAUCUACAGACGCGGCAUCCCCAACGACCACGAGACCGUGCCCAUACCCGGCUGCGACCCGAUCUGUCCGUACGACAAGUUCGUCGGGCUGCUGGAGCACGUCACCCCGACGACCCAGGAGCUGGCCUGCGACAAGGACGCGCCCUUCGAGACCAACGAGGUCGAGCAUGUUUGUUGAAAAUAAUUAGAAAUUGAGCGAUUGUAUUAGGGAGUGAAUGUUGAUGUACUAUUUGAUUAGUUCCUGGAUGAUUGGUAGUGAGUAUAUAGAUACUUUUAAAUUUAAACGAAAUAACGACAAUUGUGAUCAUGUAAAAACUAUAAUUUUUAUGUAAAGUAAUAAUAUCUGUAGAUAUCGUAUAGCAAAUAUUUUAAAACAUUUGGAUAACUUGACAAAAAUAUCGCAACUUUUAGA